CCAGAGAAAUUUUCGUCUCCCAUUCUCGUAUAUACAUGUCUUUUCCUUCCUCUUCAAUCUCUCUUUGUGUUGCUCCGAUUCCAGAUUCGUAGGGUUUGGUAUUUUGGGUGUUUCCCUUAGAGAGAGAGAGAGAGAGAGGAGAGACAGAUAGGGUUGCGGCUAUGGCGGUUUCCAGUGCAUUUGUGGUUGGUCCGAAGCUGGAGACCUUGUUUUUGAAUCAACAUAAUUAUCUUUCGUGGUCUUCUUCGUUGGGCCAUUUGGGUCUCCAUGGAGUUCCUGUUAUUCCGAGGAGCAAUCGGAGUCGGAAAGGACUGAGCCAGAGAGCGCGUUGCGAGCUUUCUUCCUCUGAUUCUGCUUCUAUGGCGUCCAGCAUCUCCGCUCUCGAGCUGCUGAAGACUUCUGCCGCUGACAGGUAUACGAAGGAAAGAAGCAGCAUUAUCGUGAUCGGGCUCAGUGUUCACACGGCUCCCGUCGAAAUGCGUGAAAAGCUUGCCAUUCCCGAAGCUGAAUGGCCACGAGCUAUCGGAGAAUUAUGCAGUUUGAAUCACAUUGAAGAGGCUGCUGUUCUCAGUACCUGUAACCGGAUGGAGAUUUAUGUGUUGGCUCUAUCUCAGCACCGUGGAGUCAAAGAAGUCACAGAAUGGAUGUCAAAGACAAGUGGAAUCCCAGUUUCUGAAAUCUGUGAGCACCGUUUUCUAUUGUACAACAAGGACGCAACCCGGCAUCUUUUCGAAGUCUCAGCUGGUCUCGACUCGCUUGUUCUGGGAGAAGGUCAGAUCCUUGCGCAAGUUAAACAAGUGGUUAAAGUUGGGCAAGGAGUCAAUGGCUUCGGGAGGAACAUCAGUGGGCUAUUUAAACACGCGAUCACGGUCGGAAAGCGUGUUAGAACGGAGACAAAUAUUGCUGCCGGUGCUGUUUCAGUUAGUUCAGCUGCUGUCGAACUCGCUCUAAUGAAGCUUCCGGAAUCUUCGCAUGCAUCUGCUAGGAUGUUGGUAAUCGGAGCAGGAAAGAUGGGGAAGCUCGUGAUUAAACACUUGGUUGCAAAGGGUUGCACUAAAAUGGUGGUUGUGAACCGAAGUGAAGAAAAAGUUGCCGCUAUCCGUGAGGAGAUAAAGGGUAUCGAGAUUAUCUAUAAAUCCCUUGACCAGAUGCUUGCUUGUGCUGCGGAAGCUGAUGUAAUCUUUACAAGCACAGCCUCUGAAACUCCAUUGUUCUUGAAGGAGCAAGUACAAGAUCUUCCUUCUGUUGGUCAAGAAGUUGGAGGUAGAAGGCUCUUUCUUGAUAUUUCGGUUCCAAGAAAUGUGGGUUCUUGUGUUGCGGAAGUAGAAGGUGCUCGGGUUUACAACGUUGAUGACCUGAAAGAAGUUGUGGCCGCAAAUAAAGAAGACAGGGUAAGGAAAGCAAUGGAAGCUCAAGAAAUUAUUGCCGAGGAAUCCAAACAGUUUGCUGCUUGGAGGGAUUCGUUAGAGACGGUUCCCACAAUCAAGAAACUGAGGGCUUAUGCCGAGAGAAUAAGAGUUGCAGAACUCGAGAAAUGUUUGUCCAAGAUGGGUGAUAACAUUGAUAAGAAGACAAGAAAAGCAGUGGAUGAUCUAAGCCGGGGAAUCGUGAACAAACUUCUACACGGUCCAAUGCAGCAUUUGAGAUGUGAUGGCAGUGACAGUAGAACUCUGAGUGAAACGCUCGAGAACAUGCAUGCCCUGAACAGGAUGUACGGUCUCGAGACAGAUUUGUCGGUAUUGGAGGAGAAACUUCGAGCUAAGGUUGGACAGAAGUAGAGUAUCUCUUUCAAGUUUCAGUUUCGGAUUCAGUUUCAGAUUCAAAUUCUUCACUUCCACCACGAGGGACCCGAAUAAAAGGACAAACUUCUCCUGCUCUUGCUCCUCAGUCGUUGGAGCGGGAUCUAUCGAUUCAUUCAUUCGCGAGAAAGACGAUUCUAAUGUUCAUUCCGAAUCCCUCCUUUGUCAAUGUAAGUGUUCCCUAUUCAUCGGAAAAAGUUGUGAAAGAGAUGGUUGUUUCAUGUUUCUGGUUUGAUAGAGGUUUUCCAUUACAACCUUUGUAACUCUUAAGAACUUUGGUACAUUUUACAGUAUAGAGAAUGCAUUUUGUCGGCUUAUUUA
Molecule: messenger RNA, 2120 nt
Organism: Tarenaya hassleriana
Lineage: Eukaryota; Viridiplantae; Streptophyta; Magnoliopsida; Brassicales; Cleomaceae
Product: glutamyl-tRNA reductase 1, chloroplastic-like
Exons: 3
Coding region: 162-1778 (538 amino acids)
Biological process (GO): tetrapyrrole biosynthetic process
Molecular function (GO): NADP binding; glutamyl-tRNA reductase (NADP+) activity
Source: RefSeq, a predicted model, not a curated record